Fomitiporia mediterranea MF3/22 is the source of this 866-nucleotide messenger RNA. RefSeq names its product dimethylribityllumazine synthase. The transcript has 3 exons. Gene Ontology annotation, cellular component: riboflavin synthase complex; intracellular anatomical structure; mitochondrial intermembrane space. The coding region runs from base 22 to 651 and encodes 209 amino acids. NCBI's taxonomy places the organism in Eukaryota, Fungi, Basidiomycota, Agaricomycetes, Hymenochaetales, Hymenochaetaceae. Gene Ontology annotation, molecular function: 6,7-dimethyl-8-ribityllumazine synthase activity. Gene Ontology annotation, biological process: riboflavin biosynthetic process. The record is from RefSeq and is a predicted model, not a curated record.
UCGGCAACAACAUAGACAUCAAUGGCACCGAUCUCAGGCUUGGCGCCAUCGUCUGAAACCUACGAUGGAUCCUCAUUGCGCAUAGCCAUCGUACACGCCAGAUGGAACAAGCCCAUCAUAGACGCACUUGUCAAUGGUGCCAUCAAAAAGCUCACUGAGCGCGGCGUGAAGCCGACCAACAUUGUUGUGCAGUCGGUACCAGGAAGCUUUGAGCUUCCCCUCGCUUGUUCGAAAGUGAUCGGCGCUGCGCAUGUCCAGGCUGGUGCAACUGCGACAGACCUCCUCGGCGGUUUAACUUUCUCUCCUACUGUCAGGUCCGGCUCGCGUACCGGGACACCAGUACCUUCAUCGGCGUCUUCUUCAAGCCAGCCCUUCGAUGCAGUCAUUGCAAUUGGAGUUCUCAUCAAAGGCUCUACUAUGCAUUUCGAAUACAUCUGCGACGCAGUCUCUCAUGCACUCAUGCGUCUGCAAAUGGACUCUGGAGUUCCCGUUAUUUUCGGCGUUCUGACAGCGCUUAAUGAGGACCAAGCACUGGACCGUGCUGGCAUUGGGCGUGGGGAAUCCAAGGGACAUAACCACGGCGAGGACUGGGCAACAGCAGCCAUCGAAAUGGGCGCACAGUCAAAGAAGUGGGGUGAUGGUAAGUUUUAGAAGGACACUAUGUAUGAUGAAGAGAAAGGAAUAGCAACUGUAUACUUGGACUUCCGAGCUAAUGCAAGAAUCCUCCCGAUAUACCUGCCGGGAAUGGCGGAUAGCCGUCUGGACUCCCAGGUAUUGUGUAACCCCAAAGAACAUAAUUUCCUUGCUCUGUACAAUUGAUGUAUGUCCGAGUGCUCGCACCUCUCAGUGCUGCGGAUAGACGAAUG